AGGAGGUGGCGAAGCCUGCGUGGAGACAGCGUCUGUCACUCAGAGAAACUUUGUCUUGUUGACAUUUAUUGCUGCCGCCGCUCGGAUUCUCGCUUCAUUUCACACCACCCCUUUUGUGAAGAAUCCCGAUUUAAAUUUUGUAGAGCUCCCAACGCAAACACACUCACACUUACACUCCCCUGCGCUGCGUUCCGCCCCAAUGCAGUCUGAGUCGGGAAUCGUUCCGGAUUUUGAAGUCGGGGAGGAAUUUCAUGAAGAAGCGAAAACGUUUUACGAGCUGAAGAGUCAGCCCCUGAGCCGCAGCAAUUCAUCAGAGCAGCAAGGAUCAGCUAAACCCCCACUAACCUCCACCAAUAUGACGUCACGAAUACUGCUACGGCAGCAGCUCAUGCGCGAGCAAAUGCAGGAGCAAGAACGACGAGAACAGCAGCAGCAGCAGCAGGCAGCACAGUUUAUUCAGCAGCGAGUGCCAGUCAGUCAGACACAGGCCAUCAACGUCAGCGUCCCCACCAGUCUCCCCACAAAUACCCAGGUGCCAAUGGAAGUCCUCAAGGUGCAAACCCACCUUGAAAAUCCAACCAAGUACCACAUUCAACAAGCCCAAAGGCAGCAGGUAAAGCAGUAUCUGUCAACCACUCUCGGCAACAAGCUGACAAACCAAGCCUUAAGCAUGCCCUGUUCUAACCAACCAAGUGAUCAUGCCAUGCCUCCAGGAACUGGAAGCAGUGCACCGAACAGCCCAAUGGCAAUGCUAAACAUCAGCUCAAACUGUGAAAAAGAGGUCUGGUUACCAGAAAUGAAAAUGAUGGAUGAUGUCAUUGAUGACAUUAUUAGCCUGGAGUCAAGUUAUAAUGAUGACAUCCUUGGACUGAUGGACCCAGGAGUUCCAAUGGCUAAUACGUUACCUGUGCCUGGCAACAUGUUAGAAGUCUACAAUAAUCCAGGGAUGGCAGCUCCUGCCAUUACCAUCAGCAACUCCUGUCCAGCAAACCUACCAAAUAUUAAAAGGGAACUAACAGAAUCAAUGGUUGCAGGCAUGGAACUCCAUUUUAAAAGUCCCUCUAUGAAAAUGCAUAAUGCUCUAUUACCAGAAGCUGAAGCCAGAGCUCUAGCCAAGGAAAGGCAGAAGAAGGACAAUCAUAACUUGAUUGAAAGAAGGAGGCGGUUCAACAUUAAUGAUCGUAUAAAGGAACUGGGUACGUUAAUCCCAAAGUCCAAUGACCCGGACAUGCGCUGGAACAAAGGCACUAUUCUGAAGGCAUCUGUAGACUACAUUCGAAGGCUUCAAAAAGAGCAACACAGAGCAAAAGACUUUGAGUCACGACAGAAGAAACUGGAACAUGCCAACAGACACUUAAUACUGAGGAUACAGGAACUCGAAAUGCAAGCCCGUGCACAUGGAUUGCCACUGGUUAACCCUUCUGGCCUCUGCUCACCUGAUAUUACUGGACAGAACAUUAAACUAGAGCCAGUAACUGAUGAGUGCCACAGCGACAGCUUACAACACCACGCAGACCUUUCUCACACUACUGCUACUACUACGCUGAAUCUGUCUGAUGGAUCUCUCACCUUCAAUGAUAACCUUGGACAUGCUGGUACUUACAAUGCUCCUACAAAAAUGGGUUCCAAGUUGGAUGAUAGUCUGAUGGACGAUACCCUCUCCCCUGGGGAAGCUACCGACCCACUCCUGUCAUCUGUAUCACCUGGUGCUUCAAAGACAAGCAGUCGGCGAAGCAGCAUGAGUGUGGAAGAUAGUGAAAAUGGGUGUUAGCGAGCAAUGUUUUGUUUUGUAACUCUCCAUCUGAUACUACAUUUUUCCUUAAAGUUUUCUUUGUGUUUUUAUUUUUUAAAUUUAGCUUAAAAAGAUCUUGUGUUGCAACUGUUGACAUCUUUAUCAGUCUGAUAAAGAUUUUAAGUCGGCAGAGUAAACAGAAAUGAAUAGAAGCAUUGGAAAGACCAAAUUGUAUCUGUCUGUGGAAAGACAGGGAACUGUUACACUGCCAGAUAAAUGGAGAAGACAAUGAUGGUACCCAGAUAAUAGAAGACAGAAGCUGAUCAGGAAUGUAGAUGGUUUAUUUUAUUCUGAAGUCACUCAAGGCCUUGAAGUAAAUGUAAGAGAAAAAAACAAUCAAUGUACCUUUUAAAUUGGGCAAAUAUUUUCUGUCAUCUGUUUCUUAACAUUUACAUAUGUUUUAAUUCAUUUUUACAGCAAGUUUUGAUUUUGCAUGACUUGUACUCAUUGAUUUGUUUUCAUGCUGGUCCUUUCGGAUUUUUAUUUUAUUUUUGUUUGAGUAAGUAGUUGUAUGAAUGUGCAUACACUGAAGGGUACCAGCAUUCAGUAGGGCAGUACUUAAUAUUUCUUCAGUAUGUUUUUAGUGGAGAGUUUGUUGCAUUGGUCACAGACACUUGAAGAAGUCAGGACAAGAUGUUUUUAGUGAAGUGUCUGCAUAUUUUGUAUUUCUAAACCCAGACUUAUUUAGACAUGUUUUUAAAUUAACUUUGAAAAUGAGAGCAUUACUUGUUCAGAAAACAUGAUUGUAGUACAGUAUAUUUAAAGUGAUGCUUUAGGAGCUAACAUGAUGUGCUAUUUAUUUUAUUUUUUAAACAGUAAGAGUAUAACUAUUAGAAGAAAAUGUGCUGUGUGUAGUUGGAACUCUACCUUUUUAUUCUCUAAUGAUACCUCUUUUGGUAGUAGACCUACAUGUUGAGUCCCUCAGCACUGCAGCAUGCUAAAAAAGAAAACAGCUUUCUGCUUAUGAAAUCAUUACUUGAUAAUGUACUUGCUCUUGAUGAGGUUAUUUGGAUAAUCUUUCUGAUUGUUUGAUGAUGUCUGUCAAGGUGACGGCCAGUUCAGGGUAUUCAUUAGUUGUGAUCAUCAUAGUGAAGGAAGCAGAAAAGAUAAAGUGUGUUGCAUUGUGAAGUGAGCAUGAGGAGGGAAUUAAGAUGUGACACACAGUUUGUUCUGUGAAUGAAACUCAAUUUUAAUUCACAGGAUUCUAUGCCUGAAAUAGGUGGAGAUAAUCUUAGUCUUGAACAAGAUAAAUUGUGUGCCCUACUAUGAAUUCCUUGUUCUCAUUCACAAUUUUAUGGUUGUAUAACCUGUAGCACAUAAUGUACGGAAAUGUUUGGUGAGAAUAAUUAUUUACCGUUGUGUAUUGUGAUAUACUCCACUCACUCCUGCCACAACAGAUUUAUAGUGGUGAUCAAGAAACGACUAGCAUUUUGUCAAAGUGAAUCAAUCAACUGAUCAUCACAAUGAUUGGAAUAACUCUAUUUUAACUACAACAGUGUUGUAAGAUUAGAAAUAUGAUGCUACAUCAUCUACUUUGUUGUGGAUCUAUGCAAUUUCAGUAGCUGUACUUGCAUUAAACUGUGCCUAGGUAAUUGUUUUACACUCAUACCAUUAGUUGUGUGAAAGCUGUGAUGAAGUGAAGACUUUUUAAAUAGGUUUUAAAUUUACAAUGUACUGUAUGUGGCAGCAAAACAUGAUGAAUUCAGAAUGAAGUGCCUUAAAAUCGAUUGCUAAGUCUUUUGGAUAUGCACUGACUGAAGGGUGUAAUACGUGAGGGUUUGGCCUGUGUACAAGUAUAUACGACUUUGCUUGCUGCUUGAAUUCAGAAUGAGAGCUUCCAGUUUCUUUGAUGAUAUGAUUCAAAGUUUUAUUGACAUUGUGCCACCCUUCUGUGUAACUAACCUCAAGACACUGCUUUUAAGUUUAAUCUGAAGGGAAUUGACCACACAGCCUUGUUCUGCCAAAAUCCUGGGACAGAAGAAAAGUAUGCAAUACUAUACUGUUACGUUGAAAGCAAUAAUUCUUGUUAAAUCUUUUCAAAACAGCAAGUGGAGAAAAAUAAGUAAAAUAAUGAAAGAUAAGCACAACAGCCAUGCACUUAUGGAGAUGUGAUUUGAAAUAAAAGAUGCACUUGAUCGAUGGGAGACUGUUGUUUUAGCUGUUAACAAAUUAUAAAACCUGUGUUUCUUGAAAAAAGUAGCUUAAAAUACUGCCUUUUAAUGAGCUAAUUGGUACUGUAAUGUGAUAUUCAUUUGCUGCCAAAUGCAGCAUGCUUUGUGUGUGGUCCAGUAGAAUGUAAAUCACAGGCCCUUUGUUCCAUUUUAAUCCUGGCCUUACUAUACUAGAAGAUGCAUAAUUAUUAGUUAUAGUUAACAUAUUUAAUCCCAUGAGAAAAUAUAACCUCUUUACCAUCAUUACUUAUUCAUUGUAAUGAUCAGUUUUAUAUGUGACUAAUAAAAUUCCACCAUAAAAUAAAGCUGAUUUUGAUUGUUGGAGGCCAAUCAUCUCAGCUUCUGGAUAUCACUCUUCGAGCUUUCCAAACAUCUCCAGAUACUUCAUUGCUAACUUCGUCUGUCAUAAGGUCAGAGUAGCAAUGCUUACUGGUGAUAAAUGUUCAGUUCAGUUGGCAACUCCUCAGAGAAGGAGGCAGUCCUUACCCAUAUCCGACAAGAACUGAAUAAUACUGGGCUGAUAAGUUGCAAGCAGUGUUCACACUACAAUGGUACCAGACAAACGACCAUUUCCAGUAAGGGAAUGUUAGCAUUUCCUGUUGCUAUUCAGCAUUAUCACAGAACUACCCAUCAAUCAGAAAUAACAUGCCGAGGGUUACAAUUCAUAAGAAAUGUAACUGAGCCUGCCAAAACAAAAAUACUGACACCACAAGAGCAGGCCAGAAGUUAGGAAUUAUAAGUGAAUGAUCAUUUUUACAGCUCCAAAGAAGAGGCCUGACAUCGAUGCAUAAGUCAGAAAUGUGCUGAAAUUGUUUACACUUGCCUGGAUGCCAGAAGCUCCAACAGUACCCUAGAAACCAAACAGUGUUCAGAACAAAGCAGCCCACAAUCCACCACCUUGAAAUUCACUCCUACCAAAAGAGUGACAUAUCACCUGAGUUGUCAUUGCAAUCAUCUGUGAGAUGUACAGCAAGAGCUCUCAAGAGUCAUUUGAGAACAUGUUUCAGACCCAGUUUUUUUAAAGUAAAAUUGCCACUCUGUCACCCGACCUGCUUUUGGCUUAACCUGAGGGUUGCUGUGUCUCCAGUGAGGGAAGAGGUUGAGAAAUAGAAUCCUUUAUGCUAACCUCAGCCCACGUGGGAAUUGAACCCACAGUAUUGGCAUAGCCUGCAUUGCAAACCAGCCAAGCUAAAUCAUGAUGUUAACCACCUGGAAGAACAAGGUCAGAAGGCACAUGGGAACAUCAAUGCCUCUGAGUUCCCUUCCAAUGCACAUAAUAUCUUGACUUAAAAAAUAUUACUCUUCUUUCAUUGUUGCUGGAAUAAAAUACUGGAACUCCCUCCCUGACAGCCAUGUAGAUUUCCUAGACCAUGUGGAGUUAAUUAUCCAAGAGUCAGAUCAGCACCACCUCCUCACCAGUAAUUACGUCAUUAAUAGAUGAGCUGACCUUACCAGUUAUCUCCAUAUCCAUGAACAUUAUUUUUUAAAUACACUACUGGUAGUUAUGUAUCUUCUCUAUAUUAUGGCUUAUUUCAUAUUUCUGCCACAAUUAUUGUGCCAUGCAAAGGACCUGAUGAAUUUUAAGUAAUAUGCAUUAGACACAACUAUUUACUGGCUUUCCUACAACCUAGUGAUAUACCCAAGAAAUGCAAAUGUGAUGGUACUCAGCUUUAAGCCACUUGGGCCUAAGCCACAGCAACAAAACAUGUUAUAAAGCAUUAUUUAAUGUUUCUGGCUCUUUGUAUUUAUUUACUUCUGAGUGAAUAGUCAGUCACAUAAGAUUUUGUUACUAAAUUAAAACAGAUCAACAUUUUCCCAAAAUAUUGUUUAAUGUUUGUCUGUACUUUUGUGUCAUGGAGAAAGUACAGUCUGUGAAGAAUGCAAACCUUUUUUUGUUUUCCAAAUUUUGUUGCUUGUGGAUUAAGAAACAAAGCACUUGAAUACUAUUUUCCUGGAAUCCCUCCAUAGUGUCAGAAACCGGUGCGAUAGUACAAAUGAUAACUUCUGUAGAAUUAAUUAGAACAUUACUGUCCAGAAUAUCUCUCUCUACCUUGUGGUUUUCAUCUGGAAUUAAUUCUGUAGUAAGUCUAAAAAUUAUUAAAUAUGUGUUAGUUUCAAAUUGCACAAAAUAGGGUAAAAAGCACAGUAAAUAAAUGUGUGAGUUGCCAUUUCUGAAGAAGAGUUUGAAAGGCUUCUUUAUAGCUUCAGCACCUCUAUAUAGACUCCAGGUUUCAGAGACUAUUCUCUGAGAUUCUCUUGUUACAUAAAUUAUAUACAAUAUAUUGUGACAACAUUUACUGAUCCUGAAACUGCAACUCCUGAUUGUUACUUUUGUAAAUAUAUUUGUAAGUACAUUUGAUGGAAUAGUACCUGUGGUUAGUUUGUAAGUUUCAAACUUUUUACUUUUUGCCAAAAAAUUUACAUUCUAAAUGUAUAGAAAUCGAUGAAUAACAUAGUUACCAACACAUUUAAAUAA
Messenger RNA from Stegostoma tigrinum, 6439 nucleotides. Its product is annotated as microphthalmia-associated transcription factor-like. Gene Ontology annotation, cellular component: nucleus. Gene Ontology annotation, molecular function: RNA polymerase II cis-regulatory region sequence-specific DNA binding; protein dimerization activity; DNA-binding transcription factor activity, RNA polymerase II-specific. Gene Ontology annotation, biological process: regulation of transcription by RNA polymerase II. Bases 200 to 1771 code for a protein of 523 amino acids. NCBI's taxonomy places the organism in Eukaryota, Metazoa, Chordata, Chondrichthyes, Orectolobiformes, Stegostomatidae. The record is from RefSeq and is a predicted model, not a curated record. The transcript is spliced from 11 exons.